Rhizoctonia solani is the source of this 4185-nucleotide messenger RNA. RefSeq names its product CCR4-Not complex component, Not1. NCBI's taxonomy places the organism in Eukaryota, Fungi, Basidiomycota, Agaricomycetes, Cantharellales, Ceratobasidiaceae. The record is from RefSeq and is a predicted model, not a curated record. The transcript has 15 exons. The coding region runs from base 1 to 4185 and encodes 1394 amino acids.
AUGAGCCGGUUCAACACACUCAAAACAAUGUCGAUCAUCUACCCCCGGGGCCCUGCCCACACAAGCCCAAACACAGCCCGGCCACACCCAGAGCACUCAGAUUUCCCCACCACCACACAUGGCUCCCUCCCCCAUCCGACGGGAACAUCUCCCAAUCCAGAUGCUACUGCUACGGCCAGUCCCCCUGCUCCCUCGCAGCAGCAGCCCUUGCCUAGUCCAGACCAGCCGUUUGCGUUGGGUCCUAAUGGCAUUCCGCUUCAUCCCGAACUGCGGUCCGUUCUGCGUCUCAACUCGGUCCACCAACAAAAGAUAUACUAUUCUGGUCGGCUAUCUAAGCGUGUUGAACGUGGAACCGAUGGCUCGCGUCCGGCCAAGGACGAAGGUUGGAUCGACAUUUGGUGCCAAUUGGGUGGAGUCACCCUCAGCAUAUGGAGCAUGCGAGCGAUUGAGGAGGCAAAUGCUCGUGGUGAACAGGUUCCGCCACAGUAUAUCAAUGUUACAGACGCAGCAGUAACGCGGAUCUCCCAGUUUGUUCAAGUUCUUGGUAGUGUUACAUUCCCCGCCACGGCCACCUCACCAGCCAAACGAUAUACCAACGUUUUGACCCUCAAUACCGCCGGCUCUAACUUGUUGUUGUUUGUCUGCGAGUCUCCGGCCGCACUCGUCAGCUGGGCCGCUGCCUUGCGUUUGGCCGCAUGGGAAAAAUCUCGUCUGGAAGAGAUCUAUACGGCACAUCUUCUCCGGAUCACUCUUACAGAGAGUCGUUCCGACUUCGGCGCUUAUCAAACUUCUGGACCUUCUGUGUUCCAAACAUGGAUUCUAACUUUAGGGAAAGAACCACGAACAACGCUCGUCAAGGGCCAACUGGAAGGUUGGGCUCGCGUAAGAGUCGCCGGACAGACCGACUGGAAGCGUUUUGGGUUGUCAUCUCAGCUGGCUCAUCCAGCUACCAAUCCGGUACGCCGGCUGGGCACCAGUCCACUCUCCCUCACCCGAACCAACUCGCAAGGCUCCCCGAAUACAACUACGCCUAAGAAGGGCCGUCUGAGUGGACUGUUCUCCAAGUCAUCCACCAGCAUACCCCGUCCACCCAAGGAACGCAAACUGCCUGUGCUUAGCGUAUCGAGUGUUACGCAGGCGUUUGCUGUAUAUCCUGAAAGGCCUGAUUUGAUCACCAGAAGCACGUUGGUCAAGAUCGAGGGUCGACUUGGCCGUGAGGAAGGGGCAGGGGCUAUCAAAGGCACCGAGGCAUGGGUGUUAAUUAUGCCCGAGGUUGAGAGUGGUCAGCCAGCUGGACCUAGGAAGAUGUUAGAGUGGGUUGUCGCACUUCAUGAUGCAUUCAACUAUACGCAACUGUUCCUCGAGCGCGAGGGAGCCGAAUCUCUUGACCCCCGUGAUGAUGCCACUCUGUUGGAACUCCUUCGCCUCAGCCGCCAGCGCAACCCGAUAUCCCCCAAGCUCAGCCACUUCCGGUGCAGGUCGGCAGCCUGCGACGGGUGGUCGUGGACCCGCGCUCACCCUAUUACCGAGCGAAGUGGCACUGGCGAGACCCGGGCCAAUACUGCGGGGGAUGGCGUUUCGCCCCCAACUGGUCCGCACAUGGAAGCAGUGGGGACUAACUCGGGUGUUGAGCUAGGUGCUAGUAUUGGCAAUGGUAUUCUUCCCCAGGGCAGUACUCUUGUCAAGAGCCCGAUUGAGGAAGAGGAUGAGAAUAGGCCAUUUGGCCGACCAUGGAGCAACAAUGGAGGCGCGACCGGUGGUCCGGAGGGCGGUGCUCGUCCGCUAAGCAUGGCUUUGGGAGCAGCAAAUAUCGAAGGUCCCGCUGCAACCGGUGCUGAUCCCCACCCACAGGAUAACCAACCUGCUGAAACCCAAUACAGCCGAAGCCCUCUUGUCAGCCAUACUCCCACGAAUCCACCGAGUACCACGGCAUCUGGAUUCACGAGCGCUUGCAGUCAUAAUGUCACGAACACUACGGCUACAGGAUACAGUUCGCCCGAUAUGCGUCUUGGGACCGGCAUUCCUGAGCCCUCAGCUGUUGAUUUGCGCGCUCACUCGAGUGACAGCCCGCAUGAAAGCGAGAAACCAAACUUGACGCCCAUUCGUACGACAGCGCUUUCUCCUCCACCUCGCGGGACUGAAUACCCGGCGACCGGCCAGUCGAUCAUACCCCCAGGAGCACAACCCGCCCUCCAACCAGCCGUUGCACACCCUCCAGGUGCUCAAUCGUUUGAGCGUCAUAAUGACCAAAUUCCCGAGUCACUUCGGUCUCAUACCGACAUGCCUCCCCCUCCUUCUACCCUCCCCGUUCCUUCACACACCCCUGCAUCACAACCCAAUCGCCAAUCUGCUUCGUCUAUCGAAGGAUUUAUCCCAACUGAAGCUGCACGCUGGAUCCUUGAUCACCAUGGCGAGAAUAAUAGGGCUUGGGUGAGCUCGAGCGAAGACGAGGAAGAAAAGGACCUCCCUCAGAAACCAUGGCAGCAAGUACAGGCAAGUGAAAGGUUCUGUUUGGACUCAACUCCGUCCCCUAUUCAGCGUCAAUCUACUCCGAUGGCGUUUACAGACAUGAACAUGGGCUCGAGACCCCAGCAACGCGAUGACAGGCCAACUUCUCAAUUGUAUGCAUCCCCAAGCCGCCACAAUCGAGUCCUUCCCCAGAGUCCCGCCAACAUCUUCCGUUACGUCAGCUCGACGGGUCAGGGUUCGCUUCAUCCGGGAGCAGAAAUCUCGGAAGGAAACCGACAGCCAGAUACCAGCGUUCGAGCUCUGCCUGCUGCUCCUUUACCUCCCAACCCUACGUCCGAUUCUCCGGCCGUUCAGUCCCACCACCACCAUCUCAAUCGCAAUCGGCAACCUCAACCACAAUCUUUAGAAGAUAUGGCCGAUGAUCUUGGCGUCGACGCGCUUGCUGCUCUUUCGUUUGCUGAUCGUGACCCAUCUACCACCACGCCGAGCCUCAACGCCAGCACUCCAGUGGAAACGAACCCUCGAGAACACCGUCCCCCAACGAGCCAGCUGCUGUACGACCACCGCGUCAACAACCAUCAACGCUCGCUCCUCCGUCACAACAGGGCCAAGGCCCAGGCCCACCAGGCCGCAGCCGAAGGUGCGAUGAAACGCCCUGGACAGCAAGACGAGGACGCGUCAGACGAUGAGCCUCUUCGUUCCGGCCCGCCUCUGUUCAUGCGCAGACCAACGUGCUUGCUCCUCAGCCACAACAACAACACCGCGGCAUGUUCCUCGGUACCGGACACGGAUCUACCACGGACUUGCACUCUCAAACUCCUCCUGGCGCUCGUCCACUUCCUUUCUCCCGAUUCCCAUCAACAGGGUCGUCCCUUGCGCGGGCUACCGGCUCUGCCAGGUUAUGCUCCUAUGAAUGGUUCUACUGAUCAGUUUGGUCAAGGCCGUCUUCCUAUGGACCCGGUAGCGGUCCCCCAAGUCGUGCUGUAUCUCAGGCUUAUGAUGAAGGUCCUCAACAACCACUCCGCCCCCUCAGGCUCAGAUGCUGCAACAGCCGUAUCGCGCGUCAGCCCUGGCCAAAAGGACACAUUUGUGCAGAUCAACCCGAACGAGACCAUGACCAAAGCAUUCACUCCCCAAGGUCUUCUUCAAGCUGGUCUUCAAGACAAACACGAUCGCUCUGCCAAACGUCAGGAAGAGCUCGCGCGCGAAUCGGGUGCUUCGUUGCUCAACGUUCCAACAAGCCGCUCCUCCCAAACUGGUCUUCUCGGUGCCGUUUCCGCCCAUGAACGCGACAGGAAACGCGACGGCGGGUUUGGUGCAGUUCUUACUGAACGUGAACGCGAGAAGCGUAUGGCCGAGCGCCAGCAGCUUGAGAAUGGUCAGAUGUAUGGAGGCAUGAACCCGAUGAUGGGUAUGAAUCCUAUGAUGACCGAAUGGGCUGGGUAUGAACCCGAUGGGCAUGAUGGGCUUCAACCCGAUGAUGGGCGGCUUCGACCCUCAACAACAGUUCCAGAUGUGGGCCGCACAAACAGCUGCAGCCGAGGCUUACCAACGUGCCAUGAUGACGUCUCCCAAGCUGGUUCGGUCGCACCUGGCCAGCAAGACGAUGGCGCCGCCCCUCGUGUGUGGCGAGUCCUAUGCCUGGAAUGGGGAAUGAUGGUGGUAUGCCGGGAUGAUGGGGAUGGGUGGCAUGCCUGGUAUGGGAAUGAACGAUGA